AUACUAGUUGUUUGGUCGAUCACAUUCACUUUCCUACCCAAACACAUCAAAAAAAAAAAUGUCACCGGAAAACGAGCAGCACAUGCUGGCCGGAUUGAACUACGACGACACGAAGCUGACCCUUGGCUUGCCUGGCUCAGGCUCUAAACGUGUGUUCUCCGAGACCACCAGCGUCGAUCUCAACCUUGGGAGCUCAUGCUCGUCAUCAACAACUGUUGAUGAUGAGGUUAAAACUCAGAAACCUCCUGCCAAGGCACAAGUAGUGGGGUGGCCGCCGGUGAGAGGGUCUAGGAGGAACUUGAUGAAGAGCUGCAAGUAUGUCAAGGUUGCUGUGGAUGGAGCUCCAUAUUUGCGCAAAAUGGAUCUUGAGACGUGCAAAAGCUAUCACCAGCUUUUGGGUGCUCUUGAGGAUUUGUUCUCCUUCUUGACCAUCCGUAAUGACAUGAAUGAGAGAAAGCUUAUGGACCUGGCUAAUGGAGUGGAAUAUAUGCCUACUUAUGAGGACAAGGAUGGGGAUUGGAUGCUUGUUGGAGAUGUUCCAUGGAAUAUGUUUGUGGAAUCAUGCAAGCGCCUAAGGUUGAUGAAAAGCUCAGAGGCGAUUGGAUUAGCUCCAAGAGCACCUCCAAAAUGCACAAGCACCAGCUGAAAGACAAUUAAGCCUUCUAGUUAUGUGAUGAUAGAAUGAUAAAUAUAUGCAUGUAUAGAGACUUUUCUUCUUAAUUGAAGAGUUUUGGUUAGGAAGACUAGUUGAGAUGAAUAAGAGUUUGGUCUGUAAUUAUCUUCUAGUUGCUUUUUUAUGCACUACUUGAUGAUGUAGGCUUCUCCUUUUCUUGGUUAAUCACAGUUCAUGUUUUACUUGGAGA
Messenger RNA from Argentina anserina (silverweed cinquefoil), 863 nucleotides. Its product is annotated as auxin-responsive protein IAA17-like. The record is from RefSeq and is a predicted model, not a curated record. Gene Ontology annotation, cellular component: nucleus. The transcript has 4 exons. Lineage: Eukaryota; Viridiplantae; Streptophyta; Magnoliopsida; Rosales; Rosaceae. The coding region runs from base 59 to 646 and encodes 195 amino acids. Gene Ontology annotation, biological process: regulation of DNA-templated transcription. Gene Ontology annotation, molecular function: protein binding.